This is a messenger RNA of Didymodactylos carnosus, 2233 nucleotides long. Lineage: Eukaryota; Metazoa; Rotifera; Eurotatoria; Philodinida; Philodinidae. The record is from the annotation of a GenBank genome assembly.
GGCUAGAUAGACUAUAUCUGGUCGAUAAUAAAUCUACAAACAUAUGGUGAAAAGAACCCUGAUUGUUUCAAGAAAAUCUUUCAACAAAUUCUUUUCUCUCUUAACUGACAAAAUCUGCAGACCUCCAUUAGAUCUGCAAUUAACUAGAAAAACAUACACACAAUCGCUGUUUUUUUAAUGGAUAUUUAGCGCCGUAUAUGGCAAGAGGAAUGAUUCCUUUGCUUCCGGAAUGCGAAAGUCUACUAAUCAGAAUUAGAGUUGAUAAAUGAGUUAAGAUUAAGCUUUUGAAAUCUCUAGAACUCUAAUAUAUUUUUCUGUUAGUAUAUAUGUGACUGUAAAUUGAUUUAAUAUACAAAACCUUUUCUGUCUUGAUCUUUUUUAAAUGCAUACUUCAUAAUCACAUUGCUGCCGAAUGUUGUGAAAUCAAUCGAUCUUUGAAAACUUUGUUGAGCGUCACUUUCGUUCGCAUGACGAACAAUUGCGUAUCUAAAAAGCUCAUUAAGAUAAGACUAUGAGUAUUAUGAGUCUAAAUUCUGCUUAUUCAAGAUUUCUAAAAAAUUAUUUGAUUAGACAACAGGAGUGCGUGAAACAUUUUUAAACCAGGUAUUCAGAAACUCUAAAAGACAACCAGAACGCUUCUUAAUGAGGCAUGAUUGUAGAUCGCAAAUUUCUGAUUAAAAUGAGAUAUCUCCCAGCUCUACACGACCUUUCUUUGCAACGUUAUAGAAUUUACACGAAAAGUCCUAAAUUAAUUUGUUCUUAUUUCUGUGGGUUUGAGCUGAACAUUUAGGGCUUUUCGUGUAAAUUCUAUAACUUUGCAAAGAAAGGUCGUGUAGAGCUGGGAGAUAUCUCAUUUUAAUCAGAAAUUUGCGAUCUACAAUCAUGCCUCAUUAAGAAAGGUUUUGGUUAUUUUUAGAGUUUCUGAAAAAGUGGCUUUCCAGAAAUUCGAUCUCUGGAGGCCUAGCAGCACAAACCGACAUCAGAUUCGGAUUUAGCGCAGUCGAUUACCUAUUAUUCACUAGAUUUCAAGCAAAAAGCGAUUGCACACUUGGGGACCUUUCCUCGUUCGUCAUUUGUACAUGAAUGUGUAAUAUCGUAGGGGUAUAGAAAAUGUCUUUAGUGGUCUAUUCCUUCUUAUACAGAUAAUGUAUGCUUGUUUUUGUCAUAAAACAAUGUAUUUUUAAUAUUAAAAUAGUUCUGUUGUUAUCUUUCUGAUAUUAAAAAUGAGUGUCCUUCUUCUUUGAAAAAGAAAACAGGAAAAUCAAUGUUCUUUAAAAUAAAAAAUAUCAAGAACUUUUUAUUCUUCUCUUUUCACUGUUAUAAGUUGUAAUAAAAACAAAGUAUGCUGAAUAUACGACACAACAUACGACUUUAUCAGUACAUCAAAUUACUUCUUCUUUUCUUCUCGUUUUUUGCAUUAAAAGUAACUAUCAAAAGUUAGCGUAUAUACCUUCGAAUUAGAAGAGAAAAUCGUAUAUGCUUUAUUUUCAUUCUUAAGAAGAGAGAAAGAUAGCAAAAGAGAGAGAGAGAGAGGGCCCCUUUGACGAUUUUUAUAGUGAUUAGAUUCUGAGGAAAGAAGAGAAAAAUAAUGAUGAACAAUUAUGCGUUCUGAAAUUUAAGAUUGUCUUUUAUCUUUUUGAAAGAAGACAUCCUUCUUAUUUUUCCUGUUAAUCAAAAUGAUAAGACCUAGAAAAUCCACAAUUACAAAGUAGGAUCAAUUGUGUAUAUAUCUCGUAAACAAUGUAUUCUCGUUCUUUUUGGAUAUUUUAGUAGCGAGUUAUCUAUUAUUGAAAAAAAAUUACGUGUAGAAGAUUUUUGUUUAUUGCGACAUCGUUUUACUAAUACAAAUGAGGCGUUCAAUCCUGACGAUGCAAUAAAUCAUUUAUCCGAUGAUAUUAAUGAAAAGUCAUUACGUUCAUUAAACAAAGAAAAUUUUAUAGAAUCAUUCGAAGGUAUAAUCGAUAUUAAUCUAUAUAAAAAUCAAUUAGAAAAACUAUUUGAUAAACUUAAUUCAAAAGAAACUGAUUUAGUUAGUUGGAAUGACUUUUGUACAUAUAUAUUACAAUAUUUUCAAGAAGAAGAUUAUGUUAAUUCUCUUCGAACAUUACCUUUUAAUAGUCAACCAAAAAUUCGACAUGUACCACAGAAUAAACAAGAAGUAACAGUAAAAAUCUUACAUUUGGAAAAUCCCGUAAAAUUUGUUACCAUUAGUAAAGUACGCAUAUUUUACUAA